CCCCCCUUCUACAACUCUCUCUCCACACACUGUCUGACAGACCUGUGGAUGGUGAAAUUCAGUUUGCUGAAGAGCAAAGAGGCAGGACACAAACGGCGGAAAUUCCAGAAUACUCUUCCUUGAAUACUGACUCAGUCUGAAACGCUUGGACACACACACACAUGGAGCAGGAGGAGCUGAUUGAAAGGGAUCUGACCCUGGCUGUGCAGCUUCCAGGAGAACAGGAGAGAGCAGUUACGGUGCAUGGCAGCAAACCAGUGAUGGACUUGCUGGUCACUCUGUGUGCACAGUACCACCUGAACCCAUCGGACCACAUCAUUGAGCUUAUCUCCACCAAUCAGAACCAGAUUAAGUUCAAACCAAACUCUCUGAUUGGCUCUCUGGAAGCUGAGCGGGUUGUGCUUAAACCUAAAGGAAGUGAUGACAAUAACAGAAGAGCUUCUAAUAUGCCUGUGGCCACAGUGCGUUUGAUGAUAAACUACAGGAAGUCCCAUAAGGCUGUAGUGCGAGUCAACCCCAGGGUACCACUGGCUGAGCUAAUGCCUGCUGUGUGCGAAAAGUGUGAAUUUGACCCUGACACCACUGUCUUAUUGAGAGACAGCCAGUCAGAAGACCCCCUCGACCUCACCAAAACGCUCAAUGACUACGGCAUCAGAGAUCUGUAUGCCAAAGACACAAGAGUUCAUUCAAAUGACCCAAAGGACCCAGCAACACCAGAUCAUAAAGUAUGCGAGGUGAAGAAGAUGGUGAUCAGGGAGAAACACCAGAAAGAGAAAGAGAACAAAGGAUUUCUCAGCUUGUUCAGGAGAAACAAGAAAACAGCUGAAGAGGAUGUGUCCAGCACCAACAGUGCCCCUACGUCUCCAGCAAUAAAUAAUCACCAUGUGGUUAAUAUUAGCUGUCUAAAGGGAAAUUCACCCACAUCCACUCCAUCCGCCGAUAUGUCCAAGAAGAGACGGGCACCGCAGCCUCCGAGCAUGAUGGGGUCCCAGAGCUUCCCCUGCGGACUGAACUCUAGCCAGUCCAUCACCUUGCCAACUGACCAAGCUAACGGAAAACAGGGUGUGCUUAGUCGUGUCUCUUCCACUGAGUCAUCUCUUAAAAGGACCAAACGAAGAGCUCCGCCUCCUCCAUGCACUAGUUCCUCUAUGCCAGACUCUAAUGAGAAAGAGUGGUCCUGUGUAGAAGCCUCACUAAACCUCGCCUCAAUAGAAGAAGCUCAAGAGGAGGCUGAUGUACCAUCACACUUGAGCAGCAACUGUUACAACCAGGACAGUGAUUUUACAGCCUGUUUGCCCAGCCAAUCAACCUCUUUAAUGACAGAGAUCCUGUCUGAAUUCAUGGAUGUAAUGAAGACAAAAGAACAGGGAGAGCUCUCGUCUGACAGUUCUGUCACAUAUUUACCUCCAGCAGCGAACAGUUCUUCAAACUCUCAGUCGGUGCCUGGCUCUCCAGCCAGCAGUCAGGACUCCAAUCCCAUAGGGCCCCCUGGUGGCUUGCAAUGGAGGAACUGCUCUUUGAGAGAGGGUCUCACUACCUUCACCGUGGUACCACAGAGAAGACAGCCAAUCUUGAGGCAAUAUGAGGUUCUCGUCACCCUGGAGGCUUUAGCCUCUUUGGAGCAGAGUGAUGGAAGGACAGAGAUUCUAGAGAGCAUUCCUAAACAUGGAGAGAAUGUGGAGACUUUGGCACCAAAAGAGAUUGGGAAUGCUGAGCUGUGUGAGGAUGAGAUGAUGAUUCUGGGAAAAAAAUAUGGCAAAAGUGAAAAUCGAGAGGAAAGAGAUGGAGGGCUGGGCAUUCCAAGGCCAGCAGAGAAAGUGUUUGACAAGUUUGAGAUGAAUAGAGAUAUUGAGAAACACUCUGAAAGGGAGAGAUGGGAGAUGGAAGAUGAAGUGGAAGAAGAGAAGGAUUGGGUGAAGGAGUAUAGAGCGAGGAGAAGAAGAUUUCAAGGUGACACUGUUGACAGGAAAGCGGUGAAGUUAGACAGAUGGAUGAAUGAAUCUGAAGAAGUGCUGAGUUAUGCAAUAACACAGGAUGGAGGAGACGAUGUAGAGAACGGUUUUCCACCACCACCGCAACUUCCUCUUUAUUGGGAAGAGGAAGAGAUUGAGAGAAACAAUCAGCAGGAAAGAAAGGGAAAAUUGGGAUUCAAGACAGUAAGAGAGGAGGACGACGAAGAUUCAAAUGCUUCCACCAUCAGUCCAGAACCAUCCAGCUAUGAGACCUACCAUAAGCCUAUGGCUGACACUGCUCAUCUCUCUGACAUUUACUGGGAUGAAAACCGUUCUUCUGACCUUCAUUCCCCAGAUUCUAAACUUGAUUUUGAUGCAACACAAGUGUCUCUCACUUACCAACCACUUCAUUGUUUCCAAUCUCUUUCCCAAACUAAGCCUGAUCCAAAGUCCCCCUGCAGUAAUUACCAGCCCAGCUCAGUGCCUGCAUCUCCUACUUUAUCUGGACAUUCAGACCUAGACACCUCUCCUAACUCUAAACUCAGCCCCACUGUUGAUGUUCCUUCUCCAGCCCCCAUGUCUCUUUUUGCCUUGGCUGUCUCUCGGAGAGCUCAGAGUCUUACAAAAACAUUCUACCCUUUAUCUCCAUCCACUCAAAGUUCCUGCUCGCAAACCCAGCCUUCCAGAGUGUUCUCUCAAAAUCCACCGUCUCAAAGGUCCAGCCACUGUGUUCUAUCUGCUCAGGGUGGAAGGAGUCGAGCCUGGAGCUCCCCAUCCACAUACACAGCUGGAAAGAGUGUUGACUGACGUUCUGGACGAAUGCAAAGAUCCAGAUUUGGACGAAACUUUUCAGUUUUUGUUGAUAAACCUUCUCAGGUCACUGCCUAUAUUUUUAUUAAGAUAUGAGCUUGUUUCGUUGGCCUUUUCUUGUAUUGCAGUUUCAUUGAUUGAUUUGUCUUUUUCCACCAUUUUUUUCUUUAUGAGCUGCAUCGAGCAUCAUCUCAUUUGUUUAUUUUGCUAGGCUGAAUCAAUGUUUCCCCAUCCUGGUCCUGAAGGCAUUCCUGUCCUUCAUACUGUAGUGUUUCUUUGCUGUACACACACUGCAGCCCAGAAAGGGCUUGUUAAAGGGCUGAGUAGUUGUACCGGGUGUGUUGGGAGCUUUGAGUGCUAAAGUGUGAAGUGUUGAAAAGUGCAGGGCAGGGGGUGCUGCAGGACCAGGAUUAGGAACCACUGAGGAAGAUUAUAAUUCAGAAGGAGUUCUGAUACAGGAUUUUCUAAGAAAUGUGAUGAUAUUGUUUCUGUUUUGUCAACAUGCAUUAAUAAAACAUGUGAAGGAGCUUCCAGG
Molecule: messenger RNA, 3297 nt
Organism: Pygocentrus nattereri (red-bellied piranha)
Lineage: Eukaryota; Metazoa; Chordata; Actinopteri; Characiformes; Serrasalmidae
Gene: cobll1a
Product: cordon-bleu WH2 repeat protein-like 1a
Exons: 11
Coding region: 162-2759 (865 amino acids)
Biological process (GO): signal transduction
Molecular function (GO): actin monomer binding
Source: RefSeq, a predicted model, not a curated record